This is a messenger RNA of Zingiber officinale, 890 nucleotides long. RefSeq lists its product as uncharacterized. NCBI's taxonomy places the organism in Eukaryota, Viridiplantae, Streptophyta, Magnoliopsida, Zingiberales, Zingiberaceae. The coding region runs from base 230 to 679 and encodes 149 amino acids. The transcript has a single exon. The record is from RefSeq and is a predicted model, not a curated record.
ACGCGCCACCAUCUUACUCGAUCAGGUAGUAUCCUUGAUGUUAGAUCCGCCACCAACGGACGAACACGCGCUCAGCGCCGACAUGCAUGGCGUCGACUGUUAAUGGCCCGCUAAUUGAUUCCUUGCCAAAUGUCUUGCUUUUGGCUAUAAAGCCCCCCAAAUCUUCUUCCUCACUUCACAUCACAUCCUAAUUCUCUUCACUGCAAUACUUGGACUAGUUAGGAGAAAAAUGUUUCCUUGCACCAUCUCCUACCCUCCUCUGCGCCACCACCUUUCCCCCAGACUUCUCGUCGGCGGCGGCCGCCACCACCACCACCGCCCCCGUUUCACCUCUAGCAGAGUACCCGCCUUCGGUUGGAACGACAGCGGGAGACUCGUCGACGAGGACAUGAUUGUGCUACGCAAAAGGAUCUACGAGAUGAAGAUGGCAGAGGCGAGUUAUGAGGCGCCAACAGAGUGGGCGGACUGGGAGAAGCGCUACUACACGAGCUACCACGCAAACGUCUGCGACGUCCUCUGCUUGCUGCAGACCGUUCUCAUGAGCACGAGGCCGAGCUUCGCGAUCGGUAUCGCCGUCGUCAUGGCCCUCAGCGUGCCCACGUCGGCGGUCUUCAUCUCCUUCCAUCUCGUCGAGGCCCUAAAGGCGAUUAGUCUCGCCGGAGUAAUGCACCUCGGCUGAGAUCCGAGUCUCUGGGUUCUUUGGAUUAAUGUUGUAUUAUAUUCUGCAAAUUAUAGCAUUAAGAUGACUACACGAUCAAAAGAAAACGUACGUGCAAAUAGAAGGAAUUCUUUCUUACCUACUAGAUCCACUCAAAUCUAGGUAAGAGAAGCGGAUUGAGAAGGGUGGUUAGUAGUGGUUGAUGAUAAGGUUUAUGAUAAUGAAAAUAUUU